Molecule: messenger RNA, 2081 nt
Organism: Siniperca chuatsi (mandarin fish)
Lineage: Eukaryota; Metazoa; Chordata; Actinopteri; Centrarchiformes; Sinipercidae
Product: ADP-ribosylation factor 4-like
Exons: 6
Coding region: 139-681 (180 amino acids)
Biological process (GO): vesicle-mediated transport; intracellular protein transport
Cellular component (GO): plasma membrane; cytoplasm
Molecular function (GO): GTPase activity; GTP binding
Source: RefSeq, a predicted model, not a curated record
GACGUCGUGGAUUCCACGUUGGCCCGGACGUGGCACUCGGCAGUAGCCAGUAGUCCAGUGUGUAAAAUUAUCACGCGUUGCUUCUGCUGUGGCUAAUAUCCGUGCUUCUUUCGUAGAUUCAAACAUCCUCGGCCAGUUAUGGGACUCACCAUCUCGUCGAUCUUCAGCCAGCUUUUUGGCAAAAAACAAAUGAGGAUUUUGAUGGUUGGGCUGGAUGCUGCUGGAAAAACGACUAUCUUGUAUAAAUUGAAGCUUGGUGAAAUUGUAACCACCAUCCCAACCAUUGGUUUCAAUGUGGAGACAGUAGAAUAUAAAAAUAUCAGUUUCACUGUAUGGGACGUAGGUGGCCAGGACAAGAUCAGACCCCUCUGGAGACAUUACUUCCAGAAUACACAGGGCCUUAUCUUUGUAGUGGACAGCAAUGACAGAGAAAGAGUGGCAGAGUCUUGCGAAGAGCUCUCGAAGAUGUUGAUGGAGGACGAGUUGAAAGAUGCUGUUUUGCUGGUGUUUGCUAACAAACAGGACCUUCCCAAUGCCUUAUCAGUCAGCGAACUCACAGACAAACUCGGCCUACACGCCCUCCGCAACAAAACUUGGCACAUUGAGUCAACCUGCGCCACCCAGGGCACUGGGCUGUAUGAAGGACUUGAUUGGCUAUCCAAAGAGUUGUCCAAGAACUAAUGAAAGAUCGGCUGGACAGAUAUGAGAGAGAGAGAGAGAGAGAGAGACUGAACACCACAAGAGAGGAGAGAAGGCACAGACAUUCAAUCCAGAAACAUUUGGUCUUCCAGCACCAAUGUUCACAAAAAGGACAAGGCUGGUGGACAAUAUAAUCAUCUUUGGGAAAUUUUAGUAUCAUGUUUUUUCUUUUAUUAUCAAUACUAUUACCGUAUUAUCUCUUGACAUAGUCUCUAUUUUUCACCUUUUGUUCCCAAAUUCUUACAUGGUAACACAUUGUAAUUACACAUUCAGUUACAUGAUGAGCAAAUGGCCUAUUGGGGAAAUUUCAUGAAAACAAUGAACAGAGUAAUGGGAGUUGUUUUUCCACUUGACACCUUGGCUCCUGUCUAGGCAACAUUUGCAGUAAUCAACCACUUGUAUAAUUGUUGGAUUUACUUACAGCCAUUGUCGAGCCUAGGGUGGGGGAUAUGAUAAUAUAACCCUAGAGCUUUGGCGACAAACUACUUGUAGGCUGUUCAUCUCCACAACCCAUUGUGGAUAUUUGACUCCCUUGCAGACCUAACCCUUUGCUCUCCACUGCCAUGUCCUCAAUAUCAUGCCACCUAAUUUCUGUAAAGGCCUGUAGCCUGUACAAUGAGAUGGAUGAGGAUUGCAGUGAUUUCACAGGUAGAUUUUGUUAGUAGUGUGGAACCACAUGGCCUCCCAGUAAAUUGAUCCAAAAAGGAACAUUGUUCCUUCUGGAUCUUCUUUACACAAAUCUGAGUAAUCCUUUCUUUAUCUCAUUCUUAGGUCAUGCUCCCUCCUAAGAUGCUUUUUUUUUGCUUUUGAAAGACAAAAUAAUGCAAUAAGACUUCCUUUUGUGCUGCAACGGAUGCAGCCAGUGUGAGUAUUGAGUGCUUCUUUGCAACUUGACUUUGCAACAGUAUUUUAUCCUGUUGGAACAUUUGUGAAUUUGUCCUCACUCCUCUUCCUUCCUUUUUUUUUUUUUAAAUAGCCACCAUGAAAAAAUGAUUUAAUUAACAUUUCAGUUCUUCUAUCCACACUAACAGAAAAUCUUUUUACCCUAAAAGGGGGAAGGAAGCGGCUUUUCAGUGUUGACACAUGGCCAGUGUCAGUGCAACACAGUUAAGUAGCAUGUUUUUGUUGUUUUGUUUGUUUUUUUUGUCCUUUUUUGGCAGGGCUUAGUGCUGAGUUUGUUGUACUGUCUGAAGGCAAAUAUUGUAUUAUAUUCUUAAUUAUUCUACCCUUAUUGUCACAAAAACAUACUGGCCCUUCAAUUUAUUUGUGUAUACAUUCCAACCUCUGCUUGCAAAUGCUGGAGCUGCCACACUUAAAAAAAUAUUUGCUAAAAAUAUUUUACAAAAAAAUCUCUGAAUAAAGCCAGUGUUGAAAAAAAAAAA